ACGCUGCGGGUGGCGUUCAGACCUUCGCGACAGGUGGAGUACCGGGUUGGAAGCCGCUGUGUCCGGCCUACGUUGAACCGGCUCGCGCUCUCACUUCGUCGUUAAACCGGGAUAAAAGUCGACCGGACUUCCGUCUGCGUGUCGCUGGAGGCUGCACGGCUCCAAGAGGAAUAUCACGCUUCAGCAGAGCUGACCUCCAAAGAAGGUAUUGGUCGAUUAAGAACCCAAUACGAUCAACAGUUAAUCACUUUAAAUGUUUAAAUGUUGGGUUUACUGGAAAUAAAUCACACAGCAUAAAAACAACUAUAUAUUAAAUAUAGUAAAUAAAUAUUAUUCGACUUCAGACCAAAACGGCCGAUUAAGACUGAAGAGGAGGCAGAACUACCCAAUAGGCUGCCUGAACACCGCUGGAUGGGAGGCUUUAACUGACAGUGUUAUGCCCUAAACCAGUGCCCUAAACCAGCGCCCUAAACCAGUGUCCUAAAGCAGUGCCCUAAACCAGCGCCCUAAACCAGCGCCCUAAACCAGCGUCCUAAAGCAGCGCCCUAAAGCAGUGCCCUAAACCAGCGCCCUAAACCAGCGUCCUAAAGCAGUGCCCUAAACCAGCGCCCUAAACCAGCGCCCUAAACCAGCACCCUAAACCAGCGUCCUAAAGCAGCGCCCUAAACCAGCGCCCUAAAGCAGCGCCCUAAAGCAGUGCCCUAAACCAGCGCCCUAAAGCAGCGCCCUAAAGCAGUGCCCUAAACCAGCACCCUAAACCAGCGCCCUAAAGCAGCGCCCUAAAGCAGUGCCCUAAACCAGCGCCCUAAACAAGCGUCCUAAAGCAGCGCCCUAAACCAGCGUCCUAAACCAGCGCCCUAAACCAGCGUCCUAAAGCAGUGCCCUAAACCAGCGUCCUAAAGCAGCGCCCUAAACCAGUGCCCUAAACCAGCGCCCUAAACCAGCGCCCUAAACCAGCGUCCUAAAGCAGUGCCCUAAACCAGCGCCCUAAACCAGCGCCCUAAAGCAGCGUCCUAAACCAGCGCCCUAAACCAGCGCCCUAAAGCAGCGCCCUAAACCAGCGCCCUAAAGCAGCGCCCUAAAGCAGUGCCCUAAACCAGCGCCCUAAACAAGCGUCCUAAAGCAGCGCCCUAAACCAGCGUCCUAAACCAGCGCCCUAAACCAGCGUCCUAAAGCAGUGCCCUAAACCAGCGUCCUAAAGCAGCGCCCUAAACCAGUGCCCUAAACCAGCGCCCUAAACCAGCGCCCUAAACCAGCGUCCUAAAGCAGUGCCCUAAACCAGCGCCCUAAACCAGCGCCCUAAAGCAGCGUCCUAAACCAGCGCCCUAAACCAGCGUCCUAAAGCAGCGCCCUAAACCAGCACCCUAAACCAGCGCCCUAAACCAGCGUCCUAAAGCAGUGCCCUAAACCAGCGCCCUAAAGCAGCGCCCUAAACCAGCGCCCUAAACCAGCACCCCAUCGUGAGGGUUCGGCCUGGGACAGAUGCAGGAGGCCGGUGAGGCCUGCAGCCGGGACGAUGACAUGGCGGACGAUGACAUGGCGGACGAUGACAUGGUGGACGGGGACCUGGGUGACGGGAUGGAGGUCAGAGCGGCACCGAGCUCCCCGAGGAACAAGAGCCAGAGCUGUGCCGGCCUCCUGGAGCUGCUGUCCAGAACGAAGCCAAUCGAACGGGCGGCCUGGAUCCCCGGACUGAAGAGCACAGGAGCCCAGCAGCAGAGGCCCUGCUGGAAGCCGCCAUGCUACAGCUCACUGGGGGACCUGUCCAAAGACGAGCUGAAAGACCGACUACAGGAAGCAAGUGAGGUGAUAGACGUGUUAUACUGUGAGCUAGAGGUGGCACAGCGUUACGUUGAAGGCAAAUAUGAAGCUCUGAAGAUCUUGCAGGGGAAGGCCAUUCUUGACAAAGCCACGAGUCACACUAAAAGUCUGCUGCAGAAGACGGAGGCGGAAGCCACGGCUCUGGAGAAGGAGGUGAACAGACUGCAGUGGGAACUCAGCUUCAACCAGGUCCAGAUGAAGAAGUCUCAGCAAUCCUGGGAAGAGAAACACAACGGAAUGUUGAGUGAGAACAAGACUCUGACCACCAACCUAGAGGAAAGAGAGAGCGAGAUCCAGCAGCUCCGGGCCAAGAAUUCCGCUUGUAGUCGGCAGUGCUCAGAGCUUCUCUCCAUGCUGAGUGUGAAGGAGCGGAGAGUUUACCAAGGAAUCAAGUCUCAAUACAGCCCAGAGAGAGACGCCGGUGUGCUGGAGCUGGCGGCUUUGGGGGCCUGUCGGUGUCUCGGUGUGGCUGAAGCUUGUCCGUGCAGCCGGACCGCUGCCGCCAGCAGGAAGCAGCUCGUCCAGCUGCAACAGGAGCUGGAUGCUCAGUGUUUGAGGAGGGAGGAGGCGUCGAUGGUUGCGGAUGCUUUCCGCAUUGCCUUCGAACAGCAGCUGAGUAAACGAAGUGAGCACUUCCUGCUGCUGGCCGACAGCAACAUCCUGAAAGCCCAUCACUGCAAGGCUGAAGGUGCCAACAGGAGUUCUUUGAUCAGUGUGAGCCAGAGGCUGAGAGGGCUGCUGUCCUCCAAGAUGCCCGAUGAUCUCCCAGAGACUCUCUCCAGACUGCUGGACUUGCUGAACGACAAGGACGAGGCGCUGGCCCACCAGAGGAAGGUGAGCAUCAUGUUAGCCCACAGCGCAGAGGAGCUGCAGAGACGCUUGAGUCUAGGUUCACACUGCGGGCCACCGGACCCAUCGGAGGACCGGAGCCGGUCUCGGCAAACCUCCGACGUACAGGAGUCCGAGACGCAACCACAAGUCCCGCCAGAGGCCAACGUCCAAGCCCGGCAUCGGCUGGAGCUGCUUAAGUCCAGGACUGAACCGCGGGAGCCGUCGGCCACGUCGCAGUCCGUAACCCUGCCACCGCCCAACCACAAGAGCCACGGGUCUGAAAUCCAACAAUCAGACCAUCCAGAGUCCUGAUCCACCUGCAGGAUCUACCUGGUUUCCAUGGCUCGCUGCCGUCACCGUUUGGUUCUAAAGAACCGGGGCAGACGUGGACAUCCGUGAUGUCACACAGGUGCUGUACCUGAAGGAACGCUAUGAAGAGCACGCGACUCGCCGCUGCAGCAACACCCAAAUCCUCAGAGAGGAAGGGUAUAUUCUUUUUAUUUUUACUGACUACUAGAUUUAUAUCUGGUAAAACACAACAUUAAGAUAUAAAAUGUUCAUUAUCAAUUUCCCAAGCAUUGUUGAACUGUUAUUGAUAAGAAGAAAUGAAGGCCGGUUUCUGUCCAGUGGUUUGGGUUUGGGUCAGGAGCAGGAAGGGUCCUGGUCUCCGUUAAGGAGCGACUUGCUUCCUGCAAAACGCUCGACCAGAACAGGAAGACGUACGGAGAGUGAGAAAAGAAUCAUAACUCUGGUCUAAGGUUUCUCUUCUGUGUUUAUGACUUCAGAACUAGUGGAAACCAUUUUUGCCAGGAUAGUGUUUUGUAUAAAAUAUUGUGGCAGGUGUUUUGUUGUUGUUGUUGUUGUUGUUGUUGUUGUUGUUGUUGUUGUCAGAGUAGUUAUUAUUCCAGGUUAGAUUUUUUAUUUUUGUUGCUGAUACUGUACUGGAACCAUAAAUCUUUCAGAAGAUAUCUGUUCUUGUAUCUUUUUCUUUCUUUGUAUCUUUGGAUAUAGAACAUGUUGGUGGUGUUAAUUAUUCCCUUAGUUUAUGUAGUGAAUUUACACAAAGGGACCAGGGACCCCGAACAGAGGAGAACGCUUUCCAAGAACACUGAUGAAGCACAUACUUAAUACCUUUGUUCUCUUAAUGGCAUAUUAACUAUAGACGAUAAACAGAAACACAUUUCAAUGUGAAUCAUGACAUCACCACUGUAAGAGCCCAAUUCAAUUUGCAGUAAAAUAUUUAUUUGCAUUUA
Molecule: messenger RNA, 3905 nt
Organism: Cyclopterus lumpus (lumpfish)
Lineage: Eukaryota; Metazoa; Chordata; Actinopteri; Perciformes; Cyclopteridae
Gene: ccdc125
Product: coiled-coil domain containing 125
Exons: 12
Coding region: 1483-2964 (493 amino acids)
Biological process (GO): negative regulation of cell motility; negative regulation of Rho protein signal transduction
Cellular component (GO): cytoplasm
Source: RefSeq, a predicted model, not a curated record